This is a messenger RNA of Gadus macrocephalus (Pacific cod), 1224 nucleotides long. RefSeq names its product proteasome subunit beta type-11-like. The record is from RefSeq and is a predicted model, not a curated record. Lineage: Eukaryota; Metazoa; Chordata; Actinopteri; Gadiformes; Gadidae. The transcript has 3 exons. The coding region runs from base 1 to 1224 and encodes 407 amino acids. Gene Ontology annotation, cellular component: proteasome core complex.
AUGGCUCUAGAAGACCUCUGUGGUCUGCAGGCCCUGGGGAGGUCUCUGAGGGGGUCUCUGGGGGGUCUCACUCCAGAUUUGGGUCCCAUGGGGUCUCCCACAGAGAAGAGAAGGGGCCGUUACGCCGGCGACGUGCCCCUGAGCAGCACCGCUAGCGUCUUGAGCUUCUCCGUUCCAGUGGGCCGGUAUCUGGACCGCAGCCCCAUCGACUUCGGACAGACGGCGCCCGACUACGCCCCCACGCCCGACGCGUCCCGGUGGUCCGCUGGCGGUCCGGGCGGGCCGGACUUCGCCCCCGGCGCUGGGCCGGACUCCAGCCCCGGCGCCGUGCCCCUCCCCUUCCCCACGGCCCACGGGACCACCACGCUGGGCUUCCUGUUCCAGGGCGGCGUGCUGGCGGCGGCCGACACACGGUCCAGCUGCUCCGGCCUGGUGGCGUGCCCCGCCUCCCGGAAGGUGGUGCCGCUGCACCGCCACCUGUUGGCCCUCGGCUCCGGCACCUCGGCUGACAUCGCCCUGUGGCGCCGCAUCCUGGCCCGCGAGCUGCGGCUGUACCAGCUGCGGCACGGCCGGAGGCUCACCACCGGGGGCGCCGCCAAGCUGCUGGCCCUCAUGCUGCACCCCUUCAAGGGCACCGAGCUGUGCGUGGCCGCCACCCUCUGCGGGUGGGACGGGGAGCCGCUGGGCGCCGCUGACCUGGAUCCUCAACUCCCGGCCUUGGACUGGAGCGGUCAAGGAGGAGCUCCGGCCCUCGGCGGUGACGUAGCGGAGGCCCCAGCGAGGGCGGGGCCCCCGGGCGGCGGGGCGGGGACCUCAAGGGGCGGGGCCAGGCUGUACUACGUGUGCAGUGACGGGAAGCGCCUGCGGGGGGAGCUGUUCUCGGUGGGCUCCGGGUCGCCCUACGCCUACUCGGUCCUGGAUGAGGAGGUGCGCUGGGGCCUCUCGGUGGAGCAGGCCGCGCGGGCCGGCCGCGAGGCCGUCUACAGGGCCUCGCGGCGGGACGCGUACUCAGGGAACUGCGUGGACGUGUUCCUGGUCACGGCCCGGGGCUGGAGCCGGCGGCCGCGGGAGGACCUGGGGGAGGAGUACUACCGGGAGCAGGAGGGGCUGGAGGAGGACGCUGGGGGGCCCAGCGCCCGGCCCCGGAGGGACGGCUCCAAGCUCCGCUACGACGCUAAUACGCUGCUACGUUAUCUGGUGCAAGCUAGAGUCCUGCAGCGCUAA